This is a messenger RNA of Emericellopsis cladophorae, 1545 nucleotides long. RefSeq lists its product as uncharacterized. Bases 1 to 1545 code for a protein of 514 amino acids. The record is from RefSeq and is a predicted model, not a curated record. The transcript is spliced from 2 exons. NCBI's taxonomy places the organism in Eukaryota, Fungi, Ascomycota, Sordariomycetes, Hypocreales, Bionectriaceae.
AUGGCGUCCCUUGAGCCACGUCCCACAACCAUCCAGUUUGGCGACAUGGGUGUUACGAAGGUGUUGCGAACAAAUUCCAGCAUGAAGCCGGCUUCAUCAACCAAUGUUGCCGCCGAGACCGUGACAUCGUCCGACCAGCCUAUGCCAGUAAUAGUGCAGCAGCCCGUUGAAAGCCAGUCGAACGCCCAUACGACCGUUGACCAUCCAGAUAACUUGUGCCCAAGCCUAGCCGGCAGUCAGGAUAGAUCUGGAAAGGCCAUUGUUAAGCAGCAGCUCGAGCCGCCGGAAAAAGACAAGCUGUCCUCGGAAUUUGCAGAAAGGGGCGAGUACAGCUCCUCCACGAUAAGAAAGCGACCGCAGCCACGCAAAGGGGUGUCGACCUUGUUGGAACAGGAGCAAGGUAGGCAGAUCAAGAAGAAGAACAACAGUACGAGUCAUUUGGCACCGCAGGCGUUUCGUAAAGAAAAUGCAGAAGAGCGCCAACCGGGCGCUGGAGCUGGCCAGUCGAAAAGUUUACAGAGAAACCUGAUGAAGGACGACGAGGCGGGAGUCAAGCCUCUGAACGUACGCCACGAGCAGGGGUCUACACGUUCUGGGAACGCUACAUCUCGGAUAACAACCAAAGAGCUUGGGUCGCUCAAGCACUACCGCGAGUCUCAAGCCAGCGAUAAUGUGUCGAGCAACAUCUAUGCAGCCUUAUCCUCAAGCGCAGGUUUGCAGGAUCCCCAUGUCAACAAUACUGAAGGGCCAGAUGUUGGGCCAAGGCCAUCAUCAGUCCUCAUGGACCAAGGCUCAUCCAACAAUACGGACGGCGGCACAGGCCGGGUGCUUCAAUCAGAGUUUAAGCCGGCUGCCGAGACGCCACCUUCGGGCCAAGUGUCGCAGUCUGCUACUGCACCCCAUGAGACAACGAGUUUGGAGAUGAGCUCUGAACAACCUGUGAAGAAGAACAACAAAAAGAAAAGAAAGAAGAAACUACAGCAAGCAGACCGCAAAAAAGAGACGGACAACAAAGCCUUGGAUGAGCAGGCUCUUCAAGAGGCGUACAAAUUAGUCCAGAGGGAGAAGAAAGCGCAGGAAGCCUGCAAUAAAGAAGAAGCGCAGAACAAGGAGGCAGCAAAGAAAGCAGAAGCCCUUGCUCAGGAACCAGCGAAGAAGAAAGAGAACAGUGAAUGGAGGGCGUUAUGGCAUCUAGAGAAAAGCAAAGCAGCUGCUUCAGAGUCUGAUGGGCGCUCAGAGGCGGAGAUUCAUGAAGGCGAGGGUAUCCUUUGUGACAUUGAUGGUUGGAGGCUUCUGCUGCGGCCUCAUACAGUGGACCACUCUCCCAGCCCGUGGAUCACUCCCUUUGGGGUCAACGGGUCGGGUGCUAUCACACAGGACAUUGGUGAAGACCACGAAUGUGAUCCCAGAAACGAUGGGGAGAAUGGCAUUGGCGUCAAUGAGUCAUGGCCACAUCACCCACCGUUUCGGAAGCUACCAAGCGAUUGUUCAGCAACGACUGCGUCCACUAUCACGCUGGGGCGUAAUAACGUGCACGCAUCGUGA